Messenger RNA from Rhinocladiella mackenziei CBS 650.93, 1734 nucleotides. RefSeq lists its product as uncharacterized. The transcript has 2 exons. The coding region runs from base 1 to 1734 and encodes 577 amino acids. Gene Ontology annotation, molecular function: RNA polymerase II cis-regulatory region sequence-specific DNA binding; DNA-binding transcription factor activity, RNA polymerase II-specific. NCBI's taxonomy places the organism in Eukaryota, Fungi, Ascomycota, Eurotiomycetes, Chaetothyriales, Herpotrichiellaceae. Gene Ontology annotation, biological process: regulation of transcription by RNA polymerase II. The record is from RefSeq and is a predicted model, not a curated record.
AUGGAAGCUCCAUAUCCAAUGGCUGCUCAGCAGAUUCAAUUCUACCAAUACCGGCCAGACUCGGACGCACGACAUAACGCGGUGUUCACUCCAAUGCCCAGCGAGCAACCGGUAUUCAGCCCCAUGGCUGGAUACCCUCAGCAGUAUAUGGCUCCUCAAUACUGGCAAGCACCUCCUCACUUUGCCCGAGCUCAUUUCAUGCCGCAGCAGGUCAUGACUCCCAAGGCCUCACCACCGCUGACACUGGCCAUGCCAAUGCCUAAGAUCAUCAUGGACCACAAUGGACAAAUGGAACAUGGACACUUCCUCGAGAGCAGGCACUCUUCACCACCCACUCCAUGCCUUUCCGCAUGUCCCAGCACGGCCAGCAGCCCGCCGUCUAGUAGUGUCAACCAGACUCCGGUGCACGGGGCAGGCUACUUCAACCUGCCCAUCGAGGCCGCAAAGGAGGAAAUUCAGCCUCUGCCCAUUUUGGACGACUGGUCGGAGAGCGGACAAGUUCACAUAUUCCCGCAUCCCGGCGAUGCCAAGCUCUUACCCGGCACUUUGGCCACGGCCACUGCUCAGACUUCCAACAGCACUUCUACCAACACCACCUCCAGUGGCUGCACAUCUCCCGCUUUAGUCCCGGCUUCACCCCAAUCUCAGGUCUCGCCCUCUACCUACCCCGUCGCCGAGUUCGUCAACCUGCGAGAAUUGACCUCCACCUCCUUUGAACCUGUCGUGUCUGCUCCUCUCCAGAGCUUUCCCCCUUUGCCCACUCUGUCCGCGGAGGACGACGAGCACAAGUUUGCGCUGGGCAACACCGCCCUUCCCAUCACUCCCGAGCAUGAUACAGCCGAUCCUUUCACUCUCGCUGAGAAUCCUUCCUUCGAUUCGUCCUUCUGCACCGAUCUUGACUCCGAGGACGAAUUCGGCUUUGUGAACUUCACCGACCCUGAGAUUGUCUACAACGGUGACAAACGGCAAAAGUUGUCACUCGGGGAAGAGGAGGAUUUUCUCAGCGUUCACAGCUUCGGCAGCUUUGAUGACGAAGACCACGUCGCGCACGCCGGUCUUCCUUCGCCCCCUGUGUCUUCCUUUUCUGACGCCGGCUCCUGCUGUACCAGCAAAAAGAAGUCUCAACGCAAGAUGAAGCGCAACGGCUCGGCAGACAGUGAUCUCGACUUCCAACAAUUCAGCCAAUCUGAUGCUCACAUCCACAGCCGAUCCGAAGGCCAAAACACUUCCUCUGCCACUCCUCAAGGCCAGCCCAGCUCUACUGACGAGAACAACACGUCCGUUCCUGCCGAUGGCUCUGUUCCUUCCCAACAAGCUCCUGCCAACCGCCGUGGCCGAAAGCAGUCUCUGACCGAGGACCCCUCCAAGACUUUUGUCUGCACUCUUUGCUCUCGUCGUUUCCGUCGCCAGGAACAUCUCAAGCGUCACUACCGCUCCCUCCACACUCAAGACAAGCCAUUCGAAUGCAAUGAAUGUGGCAAGAAGUUCUCGCGUUCGGACAAUCUGGCUCAACACGCCCGUACCCACGGUAGCGGUGCCAUCGUGAUGGGUGUUUUGGAGAAUGGAGAGCUCCAGCCUCAUCAGCCCUACGAUGAGGAAAUGGGUCAUGUUCUCUACGAAGCUGCUCAACGAGCGGCCCUGGCCACUUCUUCCAGCAGCAGUGGCUCUGAGGCAUCCUCAUCUGGAGAUAGCAAACGUCUUCUCAAGAAGAGAAAGCGGGAUGAAUCUAUGUAA